AUGACUUACAGCCAAACACUCGGACACAACAACAACAACAAGAACAACAACGGAAAGUACCAGAUCUGCGAAGAGAUCGGUCGUGGACGCUUCGGCACCGUCACACGCGUCUACUCUCCAUCCACCGGCGAUUUCUACGCCUGCAAAACCAUCGAGAAGAGCUCUCUAACCGACGAUCUCGACCGUGCCUGCAUCGACAACGAGCCUAAACUCAUGGCUUUGUUGUCAUUUCACCCCAACAUCGUCCAAAUCCACGAUCUUGUCGAUACAGACUCAACUCUCUCCAUCUACAUGGAGUUAGUCGACCCUUCCGUCUCGAUCUACGACCGUUUAGUUUCUUCCGGAACCUUCUCGGAGUCCCAAACGGCGUCGUUCGCGAAACAGAUUCUCCAGGGGCUCGCGCAUUGUCACCGAUACGGCGUCGUUCACAGGGACAUUAAACCGGAGAAUAUUCUUGUGGAUUUAAGGAACGAUACGGUUAAGAUAUGUGAUUUUGGGUCUGGGGUUUGGUUGGGUGAGGGAGAGACCACUGAAGGUGUUGUGGGGACGCCGUAUUACGUGGCGCCUGAGGUUCUGAUGGGGUGUGAGUAUGGUGAGAAGGUUGAUUUGUGGAGUGUUGGUGUUGUUUUGUACACGAUGCUUGCUGGAUCUCCGCCUUUUUACGGAGAGACGGCGGAGGAGAUUUUUGAAGCCGUGCUGAGGGGAAACUUGAGGUUUCCGCCGAAGGUGUUCAGGGGAGUUUCGUCUAUGGCUAAAGAUUUCUUGAGGAAGAUGAUAUGUAAAGAUACUUCGAGAAGAUUCUCUGCUGAACAAGCUCUCCGACACCCAUGGAUUCAAAGAGCAGGAGAAGGAGAGGAGAGAUUCAUAAAAGAAUGUGUGUUUUGA
Molecule: messenger RNA, 885 nt
Organism: Eruca vesicaria subsp. sativa (arugula)
Lineage: Eukaryota; Viridiplantae; Streptophyta; Magnoliopsida; Brassicales; Brassicaceae
Source: the annotation of a GenBank genome assembly